AUGGCCUCUACGGAGUCCAACUCCAACGACAUGGCUGUCGAAAGCGCCUCUAGCUCACCUCCACCGUCUUCUCCCAUCUCCGAGAAAGACUCCUUUACAUCUCCCACCCACUCUCGCUCCGGUUCCUUCGUCGGUUCCUCUAGAGAUGAAGAUUGGGAGGGUGCCGCCCAGGUUGAUCGCCUGACCCUCUUCGACCUCCUCGACAACCUCGCCCUCCCAACUCUCGCCCUAAACCAGAGAAUCGAAAAGUGGAAUAGAACUCUUCAUACCCAGAGCGAGACGUUUAAAAAACAGGGGAAAUAUGUUAAGGAAACCUACGACAAACAAAAGGAGAGAGUCCUUAAGAAGAAAGAUGUCGAGCUUGACAAGUUGAGAUCUCGUUAUGGCAAAAACAUCGACCAGUUGAUGAAGCGAUGGCAAGAUCAAAAAGUUGUCACCAUCAGAGAAAAGAUAUCGUUUGUCGUUGGUGUCUGUAAUAUCUUCAUCAGCGGCUACCUCCUUGGUGGUUAUCCAGGUAUGAUGCAUUGGUGGUACACUCUCCAAAUGGCGUAUUUCAUGCCUAUCCGCUUCUAUACCUACCAUAAGCGUGGCUACCACUACUUCCUCGCCGAUCUCUGCUACUUUGUCAACGUCCUCCUUCUCUUGUCGAUAUGGGUCUUCCCAAAUUCCCGCCGUCUCUUCAUCAGUGCCUACUGUCUUUCCUACGGCAACAACGCUUGGGCAAUUGCCAUGUGGAGGAAUUCGAUGGUUUUCCAUUCCCUCGACAAAAUCACCUCCCUCUUCAUCCAUCUCAUGCCUCCCGUCGUCUUGCACUCAAUCGUCCACCAAAAUGCGAUGCAAGGCAAGAUGUUUGCACUCGAACGAAUGAGACAGGAGGGCGGUUUCGGUCUCUUCGAGAUGAUCGGGUGGGCGUCGAUACCGUACAUCUUCUGGCAGGCUAGCUACCAUUUCUUCAUAACAGUACGCAAAGCGGACAAGAUUGCUGCCGGAAGGCCAACUUCAUUCACUUGGUUGCGAAGAAGUUACUCCAAGACCUGGAUCGGGAAAUUCGUGCUAAGUUUGCCGGAAUCAUUGCAGGAGUUUGCGUUCAUGUCCAUCCAAUACUCCUAUGCCGUUCUGACUAUGCUGCCUGUGCCGUUGUGGUUCCAUUCUAGAACCUUGAGUUGUGUUUUUGUGUCGGCGUUAGGACUGUGGAGUGUUUAUAACGGUGCUACCUACUACAUCGACGUCUUUGGCAAGCGUUUUGAGAAGGAACUUCUCUCACUCAAGCGAGACAUUGAGAGGUCGCAAAGAUCAUCCAUGCCGCCUACCCCGGGGUCUGAGCUUUCGAGCAACCCAUUAGGUGUACCGAUCUCCCCAGAAUUCCAGAACCCAACGAGCAAUGCAUCAACUCGAGACGAGAUACAGGACUCUAGGGAUGCUGGGUUGUCGACGUUAGAACAACUACCUCCUGCAGCCAUCGAUCCGGGUUUGAGGCAUAGGAACACUGGUGGAAUCAUUCUUGACGGGGAUGGAAAGUAA
Messenger RNA from Orbilia oligospora ATCC 24927, 1521 nucleotides. RefSeq lists its product as uncharacterized. NCBI's taxonomy places the organism in Eukaryota, Fungi, Ascomycota, Orbiliomycetes, Orbiliales, Orbiliaceae. The transcript is spliced from 3 exons. The coding region runs from base 1 to 1521 and encodes 506 amino acids. The record is from RefSeq and is a predicted model, not a curated record. Gene Ontology annotation, biological process: phosphatidylcholine biosynthetic process.